AUGAGCGAGCUGCGGCUGCGGCCCGGGGUGGCGGCGCCGCCGGACGCCGACGAGAAGGAGUCAGAGUCGGAAAACAAGCUCGAUGGGGAGACAGCGUCUGACAGCGAGAGCAAGUCUGAAUUCGGAGGCUCGGCCCCGAUGCUCACGUCUGACGACACUCCGGAGGUCCUGAACAGGGCCCUCUCCAACCUGUCCUCAAGAUGGAAGAAUUGGUGGGUGAGAGGCAUCCUCACACUGGCGAUGAUCACCUUCUUCUUCAUCAUCAUCUACUUGGGGCCCAUGGUGUUAAUGAUGAUAGUGAUGUGCGUCCAGAUCAAGUGUUUCCAUGAGAUUAUCACUAUUGGCUAUAACGUGUAUCACUCAUAUGACCUGCCCUGGUUCAGGACCCUCAGCUGGUACUUCCUGCUCUGCGUAAACUACUUCUUUUACGGCGAGACUGUCACAGAUUAUUUCUUCACCCUCGUUCAGAGAGAGGAGCCGUUGCGAAUUCUCAGCAAAUACCACCGCUUCAUUUCUUUUGCUCUCUACUUGACAGGUUUUUGCAUGUUUGUCCUGAGUCUGGUGAAGAAACACUAUCGCCUCCAGUUCUACAUGUUUGGAUGGACCCAUGUGACAUUGCUGAUCGUUGUUACCCAGUCACACCUCAUCAUUCACAACCUCUUUGAAGGAAUGAUAUGGUUCAUCGUCCCAAUUUCCUGCGUGAUCUGCAACGACAUCAUGGCCUAUAUGUUUGGGUUCUUCUUUGGCCGCACGCCGCUCAUCAAGCUCUCCCCAAAGAAGACCUGGGAAGGUUUUAUCGGAGGGUUUUUUGCCACCGUUUUGUUUGGAUUGCUGCUCUCGUACGUGAUGUCUGGCUACCGGUGCUUCACCUGCCCGGUGGAGUUCAACAAUGACACCAACAGCUUCACGGUGGACUGUGAGCCGUCUGAGUUGUUCCAGCUGCAGGAGUACAAAAUCCCCGCAGUGCUGCAGUCCGUGCUCGGCUGGAAGACGGUCCGGAUGUAUCCCUUCCAAAUCCACAGCAUUGCCCUGUCCACUUUUGCCUCCCUCAUUGGGCCUUUUGGAGGCUUCUUUGCGAGUGGAUUUAAGAGGGCCUUCAAGAUCAAGGACUUUGCCAACACAAUCCCAGGCCACGGGGGAAUCAUGGACCGCUUUGACUGUCAGUACCUGAUGGCCACCUUCGUUAACGUGUACAUCGCCAGCUUUAUCAGAGGCCCAAACCCGAGCAAGCUGAUCCAGCAGUUCCUAACGCUGCGGCCCGACCAGCAGCUGCACAUCUUCAACACGCUCAAGGCGCACCUUGUCGACAAGGGUAUGUUAGGGGGCUUGGAGGACGCCUAGACGUCCAGGCAGUUGGAACUGAACUGAGAACCAGGCGAGUCUCCCUGAGGAAAUUCCUGGCUUUUGCCUGAUUUAAGACAAUAACAAGGCCUCAUUUCACUGUAACUUUUCUUCCUUUCUUGGUAAAUGUUUGCUUUUUUUUUUUUUUAUGUAAUAUAUUUAUAUAGCUUUGGUUAAAAUGAACAACUCUUGAGUUUGUAGCUGCAAAGGAGUUAGGGCUUGGAAGGACGGUUGGGUGAAAUAGGAUGGUCCAGUUGGACCUGGUCUUUGGUUCGAUACCUGUGGGCAGAGCUGGGCUUUUCCUCCGAGUGUUGCUCGCGCAGGGACACAACCUCCCCAUUUGCUGGAGCCUCGCGGCUCCCCGGCCUCCUUCCUCCUCUCUUGGCGGUUGGAUCCGUCACCAUUCCUGACAGGAGCUCCGGGGACCCACGUUCUCUCCUGGUCUCCCAUAUUCACCCUUAUGGGGGGUGUUUUGGGAAAUUUUAACCAUCAAAACUCCAAACUGGUUACAGGAAAGGUUUUGCAUGGGGUCAAGGAGCCAAGAACACAGUGGUUGCUGUAGGAACAUGGGAAGUUCAAAUUGCCUCAAAACUGAACCAGGUAAAAAGGUAUUUGAAAGAACGAAGUUUCACUGAGUAGCUCCUACCAAGCAAGAACAACCAUUUAAAUAACUUGGCUCUUUUUUUUUUUUCCCUCCCCAUGUAAUCUUUAAGAAAACAACAUUGAACCACACUUCCCAUCUUGAUGGUUGGAACCCCAGUGAUGCUUUAGCUCCUGUGGAGAGCUGGUUUCCAACAGAGUUUUUUGUCUGACUGUGGCAACUUGGGGCUCUGGCACUUGCCGGCACUGUCGGUUGUUGUAUUUUUUCUUUCAGGGAUCAUGUCUCUCACCUGUUUGUUACUUGAGUUCUAGGUGUCAUGCUGCUGAGUUUAUCAUGGUCUGCGUUGCAGUUCAGCCUGGCCUUGGUUACCAGCAGGCUGCUGCCCUGCUUUGCUUCUUAAAUCUCAUCCUAACUAGGUUGCACUCAAUAGUUGGAAGUUUUAUCUGAGUACUUUCCUUUAUUUUGUCAUGCUUUCUUUUUUAUUAUUUAAAAAUGAGCGCCCUAAAGAUUGUAAACCUUUUUUUUUGGUGAUCAGGUAGUGAAAAUAUCCCAAGUUUAUACUAGCUCCUACGCAGUAUUCCCAUGUCCAAGGUGAUUCUGAUUUUACUCCUUUCUAUAGCUUGUGCAGGGGAGAGAGAAAUUUUUCCUUAUUUUAACCUGGUGAGUGAGUGUCAGGGAAAGGUGAUACCGACUAAAUACACUGGUGUUUUCAAGCAGUUGCUGUCAUAAACCUUUCACGCGUACCCAGCAACACAUGCACCCACAAGCUUGCUCAGUGUCGAUGCAAAAUAAAACGCCUGAAAAUAUUUCAUGCUUCGUGCUCCAUAUUCCGACUCUGCCGUUGCUUUUGUUCCCCUGGAGAGCGCGAGCGCGUGUGAGUGUUUGCACAGGUGCCAUCUCUGUCUCAUUUCUAUAUGACCCUUCGUGUGUUGCAAGAGCUGCUUCAGCUUCUGGGCCCUGCGGAGCACAUGUGUGCAUCCAUUGCACUGCAGAUACAAGAGUCUGCUCAAACGUAGGUUUUUGGGUGUGAUUUGCAGCGAUCUGAGUAAAGCUGGGCAAAGUGAGGCCUGGGGAUGCGGGUGGGGAGUCCCGGGAUGGAGAAUGCAUGUGGAAAUGACAGAGUUUUUGGCAGGAGUCGAAAGGAGUCUGUCCCUCAUACUGUGCUGGCAGGUCCUAAGUCAGAAGAAGCUGUAAAUACGAAAAAACAUCUUUAUAGCAGAGCAUUUUUCCUGCAUCUCUUCCGUGUGCUGCUGCUCUUGCUUUACAUUUUCUGCAUUUCUUAUGAGUUGUAGUUAAUAAGGCAGCACAAAGCACUGUGUGCUUUGAUCUGAAGUGAAAGGUGGCCUUGUGCAGCGGUGCAGUGCUGUCUGCGGACACUGGAGGGCAAAGCAGCUGCGUGCGGUGGYGUGUGGGGGCCGAGAGCAGGAGGUGGCAGGGACUUUCGCCAGGAGCCUGCAGCUAUUUGCUUUUCUUUCUGCUUCCUUCCUAGCAGCGAAGAGCAAAGUCACGUGCACAGGGUUUAGCAUCCCGCGCCCAUGUUCGCUGAACUUCCUUGCUCCGAUGUUGCAUUUCUUUGCGUUUCCUUGUGCCUUGCAAACACUUGACCUUGCUGUUGUCCCAGGAUGGUWGGUUUGGAGAGAGAUCCUCCUGCCCGGGAGGGAAAAUUAAGUGUUGCAUGACGGAAAUGAAGCAUUGGAAAGAAUGGAGAGGGACCAGGUGCUAGGAAGCUACUUCUGUAGAACAUGGCAAGCUGGCUGUCCUGGUGAAGCGGCACUGGAUGUUGAUGGUAGA
This is a messenger RNA of Nothoprocta perdicaria, 3733 nucleotides long. RefSeq names its product CDP-diacylglycerol synthase 2 (gene CDS2). Lineage: Eukaryota; Metazoa; Chordata; Aves; Tinamiformes; Tinamidae. The record is from RefSeq and is a predicted model, not a curated record. Gene Ontology annotation, molecular function: phosphatidate cytidylyltransferase activity. The transcript has 13 exons. Gene Ontology annotation, cellular component: endoplasmic reticulum membrane. The coding region runs from base 1 to 1341 and encodes 446 amino acids.